UGAACAUACAGGAGAAGAAUCAAGGAGUUAAUGGGACAGGGCAGGGGGACGUUGGGUACAGGCUGGACACUGCGCUGUGUGCUUAACUACAUGUCACCAGAGGAGGAAAGGAACGUAUUACUGCCGUAUCAGCUGGAGACCUGCAAUAGACAGUUCUUUUGUCUCGGGACCUAGGAAAGCCCUGAGGAAUGAGACCCAGAGCAAGUGUGUUCUCUUGGGGGUGAGGAGGGACGGGACAGAGGGAGAUGAUAGCCAAAGCAUUGGGAAAUGCCAGGAAUGGCUGGUCCAAGCAGGGGCCCACCCAUGAUGGGCAGCCAAGGCCUGAGGAAGGAUUUUCAAAAGAAAGGAGAAGAGAUUAGUGGAGAAGACAAAUUUCCCCUAACUCACAAUGUUGCCCACCACUGGCCAUUUUAAUGCAUUUUAUUGCCAAUGGUAGGCGAAAUCACCCUUCCUUAUGGCCCAGUGAAACUCUCAUUACCUGCACUUUGGUGAGCAGCUGCUUGCUUGAAUCUUACAAUUAAAAUCAAGAUGUGGGGAAGUCUCUGCAGAUGGAUUUUUUUAAAGAGUUAAGUCAGAAGAAAGAUGAAGUGUCCUUGUGUGAGGCCGACUGCGGGCCUCCUGUCGCUCCCUGAACACACUGGGAUAUGCAGGAGGAAGCAGCCUUUCCUACGUUCACUCCCCCUUCGGGACCUCCCUGAGGCCAAGGUCCCUCUGGUCAGCAACAGAAUGAAAAAUCAUCGCUCUCACCAAAGUAGAAAAGUGGCUGUGAAACUGGAAUAGGUGUGUCUUUCGGUCCUUCCGGUUCUUUUUAUAGGCACUGCAGGGACCUGAGUGAGGGCCUGCAGCUCUUCCGCCCAUUCGGGGAGAGAUUAAAGAAGCUGAGGUCGUCUCCUCCUUACUCAUUGGCAGUCCCAACCCGGCCAGCACCACAGUCUCAGCUUCCAGAGUGGGCACGCAGAAGGGGGUCAGAAGACAAUUCUCGUGAAGUCCACCUAUAAGUCACCAUGUAUGAGGACUGCGUGAAGUCCACAGAAGACUAUUUUCUCUUCUGUGACAAUGAGGGGCCAUGGGGCAUCAUUCUGGAGUCCCUGGCAAUACUUGGCAUAGUGGUUACGAUAAUGCUACUCUUGGCAUUUCUCUUCCUCAUGAGAAAGGUGCAAGACUGCAGCCAGUGGAAUGUGCUCCCCACCCAGUUCCUCUUUCUCCUCAGCGUGCUGGGGCUCUUUGGACUUGCUUUUGCCUUCAUCAUCCCGCUCAAUGAACAAACCGCCCCCGUGCGCUACUUUCUCUUUGGGGUUCUCUUUGCGCUCUGCUUCUCAUGCCUCUUGGCUCACGCCUCCAACCUGGUGAAGCUGGUCCGGGGCCGAGUCUCCUUCUGCUGGACGACAAUUCUGUGCAUUGCCAUCGGCUGCAGUCUGUUGCAGAUAAUUAUUGCCAUUGAGUACGUGACCCUCAUCAUGACCAGGGGUAUGAGGUUUGUGAACAUGACACCCUGCCAGCUCAAUGUGGACUUUGUCGUACUCCUGGUCUACGUCCUCUUGCUGAUGGCCCUCACAUUCUUCGUCUCCAAAGCCACCUUCUGUGGCCCAUGUGAGAACUGGAAGCAGCAUGGAAGGCUCAUCUUCGUCACUGUGCUCUUCUCCAUCAUUAUCUGGGUGGUGUGGAUCUCCCUGCUGCUGAGAGGCAACCCACAGCUCCCGUGCCAGCCCCAGUGCCAACCCCAGUGCCCGACCCAGUGGGACGACCUGGUCAUCUGCAUUGCCCUGGUCACCAACGCAUGGGUUUUCCUGCUGCUGUACAUCAUUCCUGAGCUCUGCAUUCUCUACAGAUCGUGCAGGCAGGAAUGCCCUCUGCCAGGCAACGCCUGCCCUGUCCAAACCUACCAGCGCAGCUUCUGCGUGGAGAACCAGGAGCCCUCAAGAGCCCGAGACAGUGAUGGAGCUGAGGAGGAUGUAGCACUAACUUCCUGUGGUACUCCCAUUCCGCCGCAGAUGGUUGAUCCCACACAAGAGUGUUUCAUCCCACGGGCUAAGCUGAGCCCCCAGCAAGAUGCAGGCAUAUAAAGUCCACAGGAAACAUGAAGAGUGGAAACCCAGAAGACCAUCCUGGGUAAUGCAGCCCUGAUGGGCCACUGGGACGCCCACCGCGUCCUACUGCUGAGGAAGCAUCGUCCCCUUCCUUCUGUUUCCUCGCCCUUUCAUCCACUUGGACUCUCCAUCAGAAGACGACCUUCCAAGCAUAAUUAUAAUCUUGCUGCUCCCCUCCCUUGACUGUGUGUCUCUUUCUUCAUUCGUGUAACUGGAAAAUUCCCUUUCUUAUCAAUGCUGAAAAGAAUCAGUGCCUCUUACUCGUGGGACCAAAAGAGCCUGGUCUGAAGAAAUUAGGGGCAUCCCAAUGUGACAAAGUAUAGAGGUCAGUAGAAACUU
Molecule: messenger RNA, 2426 nt
Organism: Microcebus murinus (gray mouse lemur)
Lineage: Eukaryota; Metazoa; Chordata; Mammalia; Primates; Cheirogaleidae
Gene: GPRC5D
Product: G protein-coupled receptor class C group 5 member D
Biological process (GO): G protein-coupled receptor signaling pathway
Cellular component (GO): intracellular membrane-bounded organelle; signaling receptor complex; extracellular exosome
Molecular function (GO): protein kinase activator activity; G protein-coupled receptor activity
Source: RefSeq, a predicted model, not a curated record